Molecule: messenger RNA, 1340 nt
Organism: Annulohypoxylon truncatum
Lineage: Eukaryota; Fungi; Ascomycota; Sordariomycetes; Xylariales; Hypoxylaceae
Exons: 2
Coding region: 387-1340 (317 amino acids)
Source: RefSeq, a predicted model, not a curated record
UCCAGCUAGGUAGGUUAUCUAGGUACCUGUUAAACAAGUUGACUAAUGCUCAUAUAAUUUCUUUCAACACCAACUUUCAACAUCCUCAAAUUUACCAAUAAUUUGUACUCACCACAUAUUUCGGCACGGACAGAGUGCGAAAUAUCCAUAUGUUACAGGUACUCAGGUAUCUAUCUUGAACAGGUACCGUUAAACCUCGCGACUUCCUUGUCAAUUAACCCGGACUAAUUUUCCCAGCGCCUAAGGACACGACCGCUGAAUCAUAAUGCACAAAAAAUUCGCACAGAAAUCCUUCUUCCGUCCAAGUCUCCCCCACGCUGCCUAGAAAGUCAACUUUUUGGUUUUUCGUCAUUCAAUCUCCAUCAUUGUGCAGAAGCACCGACAAGAUGAAUGCUCAGGGUAUGCAGCAACACCCUCAAGCUGCGGACCAGGCUCACGUGGGGCCUAACAACGAAAAAAACGCAGGAUCAGAAGCACCUGUGCCUAACGAAAACCGCUUCCCGGAAAUCGAGACCAUCAGUACCCAAAACACUAAUGACACUUUUGCUUAUUGCGAGGCUCUCUGGAAUCAAUACCAAGCUACUGGAGACGCGAGCUGGCUAGAGAAGCGUCGCUUGACCCUGCAACGCUACCGUUUUGAGUCCGAGUACUUGGGUGUUCAUCUGAUGCAGGGAAAAGACGCCGCAGUGGCUGCACUGGAACAUCCAGGGUCGUACAUGGCAAAUGUAGGGUCUUCGAACAUUGCAGACGAUGUGCCUGCAAUCGCAGAUGAGCAGGUCAUGGCUGAUAACCUCAAUCCGCCGGCAAAUUUGGAAGACAACAUGCCUGUGAAGCCGGAACAGGUUACCCCGGCCACCACUAACCACUGUGGCGCAUCUCUAGCUCAUAAUCCCAAUGAGACCGCACUUUCAAGUGAGAUUUUAAAUCUGAAUGCACCUCAGGCCAUUGACGAACAUCAUAUGGAGCGACUUUUUCGAUGCACCCCACCCAAGGUCGAGCACACCUCUCCAGAACCGCAAACAAUCUCAAUACACGACAAGAUCUCGCAUUCUUGGCCUAACAAUUCAGUACUUCGCUUCAACCUCGAGCAUGUCGGCCCUCCUGGCUACGUGAGCCCUGCUCUCUACUUUAGCUGGUGGAACCGUAGUAUCAACCAAUGGCAGUGGAGACGCAACUGGGGUGGUGUCGACGUGAAGAGGCAUUUCGUUUUGGCAACAUCGCACAAUCUCGCCAUUUGUCGCAAGGCGUUCACCUAUUUGGUAGACCACAAGGACACCCUCGUGCGCCAGCUAGCGGACGCCAAGAAGCUGCCGCUGAGACAUCACCGACAGGACGUCUAG